Molecule: messenger RNA, 1390 nt
Organism: Tuber melanosporum (Perigord truffle)
Lineage: Eukaryota; Fungi; Ascomycota; Pezizomycetes; Pezizales; Tuberaceae
Exons: 1
Coding region: 497-1366 (289 amino acids)
Source: RefSeq, a predicted model, not a curated record
CCACCUCACCCUCACUUACUUCACAGCCAGCCACCAGCCAGGAACCGGGAGGCUAAUAGCCGCUGUUCUCGCUUUGCACGUCGGCCACUGCACUACACUUCGUCAAUCAAAAAUUCACCACGCGGUGACGGUUUUCUUGGACAAAUUUGUCUGUGGACACGACCUUCGCAUCUAAAUCCCUUCGAUAAUGACCCGCUUAACACCAUCCAUGGAAGAAAUGAUGCGAUCGGAUGCGAGGCUCUACUGUGCUCGUGUUGUUGAUUAUAUUCCCGGUUCCCGCCCUCACGGCCUGGUAUCAAACCCGAAGACAAAGGAUUACUGAACUUUCCAUUUCCAUUCCUGAUUUGUAUAACUUUUUUUAUAAGACAUUCGCCAUAUAAUCUGGCUAUCCCCUGAUAAUUCACUUCGCUCGUUCCCUCCUUUUUUCCGCAGUUACCUUGGCUCUCUACCGGGGCUUCUUCCACCCUCCCCACCCUACCACAUCACCACCACAGCUAUGGCCCCAGCCCAGAUUGACCAUGUCGUCAUCCUGGUCCCUUAUGCCGAUUUGCACAACCCCCCAUCCUGGAUAACAAACAACUUCACCCUAACCCCGGGCGGGCGGCACUCAGACGGCAAGACGGAGAACAAGCUAAUAAUCUUCGAGGACGGCACAUACCUGGAGCUGGUGGCCUUCAUAGACGACAACCCCUCCCUCCGGCGCGGGCACUUUUGGGGCCACAAAAAGUACGGCUUCAUCGACUUCGCCUUGACGACGAAUCCCAAAGACACCUUCGACUACGCCGGCCUGCGCGGCCGCAUCCACCAGAAGUCCGGCGGGCUAGGCAUCGACUACGACCAGCCGGUGGAGGGCGGGCGCAAGCGGACGCAGGAUGGGAAAGACGUUCGUUGGAAGGUGACAUUCCCUAAGGGCGAAGCGCGGGUCGGUGCCCCCCGUAGUGUCAGUCGUCGCGGUGAGAUCCCGUUCUGGUGCCAUGAUAUCACGCCCCGCAACCUACGCGUCGAUGUGACGAAGGAGCGCACCACGCAUCUCAGCGGCGUGAAGGGCAUCGCGCAGUUCACCAUCCUCGUGCCGGAUGGGCAGGAGGCGGCGUACUUGGACCUCUACUCCAGCAUUACGGACUCCUCGCCUGUGCAGGUAUUCGGCACGGCACGCUUGCCGGUUGAUACACCGGUUAGUGUGCCCGGGCUUGUCAAGCCGUGGGUUUUCGUCGAGUCACCGACGCUAGAUAUUGAGCGUCAGAGGCUGAGGGAUCGGGGACCGGGCAUUGUGGAGAUUGCGUUGAGGCUGGGGAUUGAAGGGCAGGUUGGUGUUGGCAGGAACUCAAUCGAUGAAAAGGGGAUGUGGAUCCAUUUCUUGAAGUGACAGCCGACACUAUUUCAAUAUUGU